Messenger RNA from Elgaria multicarinata webbii, 2138 nucleotides. It is a transcript of the gene KCNS1, whose product is annotated as potassium voltage-gated channel modifier subfamily S member 1. Bases 47 to 1513 code for a protein of 488 amino acids. NCBI's taxonomy places the organism in Eukaryota, Metazoa, Chordata, Lepidosauria, Squamata, Anguidae. Gene Ontology annotation, biological process: protein homooligomerization; regulation of delayed rectifier potassium channel activity; potassium ion transmembrane transport. Gene Ontology annotation, molecular function: protein binding; delayed rectifier potassium channel activity. Gene Ontology annotation, cellular component: membrane; voltage-gated potassium channel complex. The transcript has 3 exons. The record is from RefSeq and is a predicted model, not a curated record.
ACUGACUCCGCAAACUACCAUCUGGAGGGAUUGUUCAGUGCAGUAAAUGGUGUGCGGUGAUGCUGGAUUGCCACUUACAGAGUGGGCCGCAUUAGCCCCAGCUCUACUGAUCAUGGUCAACAAGACCUUAAACUAUUGGGAUCCUGAUUUUGAGGAUGAGGUCAUCAACAUCAAUGUCGGGGGCCUGAGAAGAAGACUCAGCUCGAGCGCUCUUUCCAAGUUCCCAGACACUCGCCUCGGGCGCUUGCUCUCCUGCGACUCCGAGGAGUCCAUCCUGCAGCUGUGCGAUGACUACGACGUGAGCGCCCGGGAGUUCUAUUUUGAUCGCAACCCAGGCUUCUUCCUCUACGUUCUCCAUUUCUACCAGACCGGCAAGCUGCAUGUGAUGGAGGAGCUGUGCGUCUUCUCCUUUUGCCAGGAGAUAGAGUAUUGGGGCAUUAACGAGUUCUUCCUGGACUCGUGCUGCAGCUACCGCUACCACGAGCGGAAGCUGGAGAGCCACCACCACAACUGGGACGACGAGAGCGAGGUCAGCAGCGUGGACACCUCCCCCGACGAGAUCUUGGAUUUCAACCACGAUCUGCUCCGCUACAGCACUUUGCGCUGCGGCAACUUGCGCAAGCGCCUGUGGCUCACCAUGGAGAACCCGGGCUACUCCAUCCCGAGCAAACUCUUCAGCUUCGUUUCGAUCAGUGUCGUGCUGGUUUCCAUUGCCAUUAUGUGCAUCCACAGCAUGCCGGAGUACCAGGAGCUCGACGAGGAUGGCAAGUUGAAGGAUGACUCGGUGUUGCAAAACUUGGAGUACUUUUGCAUCUCCUGGUUCACCUUCGAAGUGACAGCCCGCUUACUGUUGGCACCGAACCUGCGGAAGUUCUUCAAGCACCCUCUGAACCUGAUUGACAUCGUCUCGGUCUUGCCUUUUUACGUCACCCUUUUGGUGGACGUGGCCAUGGGAGGCGAUUCGGAGCUGGGGAACCUGGGCAAGGUGGUGCAGGUGUUCCGACUCAUGAGGAUAUUCCGGGUGCUGAAGCUGGCCAGGCAUUCGACGGGCUUGAGGUCUUUAGGGGCCACCUUGAAGCACAGCUACAGAGAAGUGGGAAUUCUUCUCCUGUACUUGGCUGUUGGGGUGUCUGUUUUCUCUGGAGUGGCCUACACUGCAGAAAAGGAGGAAGAUGUCGGUUUUGACACUAUCCCGGCCUGCUGGUGGUGGGGGACGGUUAGCAUGACAACCGUAGGCUACGGAGACGUCGUGCCGGUGACCGUGGCUGGCAAGCUGGCAGCCUCCGGUUGCAUCCUGGGUGGGAUUCUAGUGGUGGCGCUGCCCAUCACCAUCAUCUUCAACAAGUUCUCCCACUUCUACCGCAGGCAGAAGGCCCUUGAGGCGGCCGUGAGGAACAGCGACAAGAAGGAGCCUGAGGACUCUGAGAACUACCCAAGCCAAGAGUCAGAGGUUUUAAGUGAAGUCUUCCAGAGGGACGAUGAUCUCACCAGAAACAUCCUUCCAAUUCAUUGAAUGGACUGUGGAUCAGGGACUUUAGUUCUAUUCUAGCAUCAGAGAACAGGCAAGUUGCUAGUGAGGUGGUAGCAGGAACAUGAUCUCUGCCAUCGUGGGCUCAUUCGUUCUCAAAGCACUUGUGUGGUAACCUCCAGCUGAGCUAAUCAACCAUAGCCAUUUAUCUUAUGCAUCUGGAUUUCCAGUAUUCCACCAGGACGCUGUACACUGUGACGCACUCAAUCCUCUACCCUUCAAGGAACACUAGGAGCCAAAUGGCCAAAAUACUUUGCUUCUGAACUACUGCCUGUAUCUCAGCCCUCCCAAGCAGCAAAAGAGGGCAGCUUUGCCAUUAUACACACCUUUUAAAGUUGCCAGUUCCCUACUGGGGGCAGUGCUGCUAGCAUCCCUCAGGUAUGACCUACAGGCAGGUGUCAAGGUUUCCAGUUUGAAUUGGAAAUGCAAGACUGGAGUCUGGCAAAUAGGCUUAUUGCACAACCAAAUAUACAUGUUUUUAAAAGAUGGCCUUUUUAUUUCUUUUUUUCUUUUCCCCCCGUUCAACUUCCAUCCCAGAAAUUGCCACACAUCCUCUUGGCCUCAUGUCCUCAGUCCAAAUGCAGCGAAAAACACUUCCACUGUCUAUCAA